AAAAUAAGCUCUAAUUUUAUUUGGAUCUUGCAGGUGCGCCGAUUUGCAGAAGCAUUCUUUUGUCUUGAGCAUCCAAGGCAAGCUGCCCUUGCCUAUCAAGAACUACACGCUCAAAGUCAUCUACAGAUGUGUGCAGCUAUCAAAAACACUUCUUUCUGCAGUUCUCUUCCACCCCUUCCUAUUGAAUGCAGUGAACUAGAUGGAGAUAUGAACUCCUUGCCUAUAAUCUUUGAAGAUCGAUAUUUAGAUACAAUUACUGAAGAUCUGGAUGUUCCCUGGUUGGUAGUUCAGAGUCUUCCAAGGUCAGAGUCCAAUAAACUGGAUAAAUUUGAAGCUGAAGAAGGUUUUGUAGCUGGUUUUACAAGCCCGGAACUGAAAAUAAGACCUGCAGGUGCCUCCAACCUUUGUCAUUCAGAAAGUGAAAAGAUGCUAACAAAAACUUUGAAAGGGAAAACUGAAGAUGCAAAUAAAUCCAAAGUUAAGGUUACUAAGCUCAUGAAAACAAUGAAACCUGAAAACACAAAAAAAGUUGUGAAACAGAACUCUAAGGACUCUGUGGUCUUAGUAGGCUACAAAUGUUUGAAAAGUGCAGCACUGGAAGAUGCCUCUAGAAGCUCAGAAGGCAGGCCUUCAUACAAUGCUAAUGAAGGGCUGGACCCUACAUUAGGUGGGUUUCCUUGUGAUACAAAGACCUGCACCAGGCAAAUAAGUCAAAGAGAACUUCCAUUUUUGCCAUCUGGAGCUGAGGAAAAGACUGCCAAGAUUGAAGGUGUCCAGCCAGGUCCAGGUAGCCCCGUGCACUGUGAAAAUGUGGCUAUUUUUGGUAGACUUACUAUCUCCCAGACAGGUUCUGGAACUGAAGGUUGUCGUGGAGGUCAACCAGCUUCCUCAGGAGUCAGGACAAUUGAGGUCAAACCAAGUAAUAGGAAUCCCUAUGAAGGGGAGAAAGUAACUGUUCACAUUGGAUCAUGGACUGAGUUUCCACAAGAUGGAGUGCAAGGAGAGAAUUUGCAGACACCCAAUAUUCAGUCUUCAGAAUCUGUAAAUAAAUUGAAUUCAGGAGAACAGGAACCAGUGCUUGAAAAGGAGGACGUCCACGAAAGAAACUUCCAACAUACCAGUGACAUCUUGACAAAAAUGAAAAGUAAUCAGCCUACUCUUUCCACAAAAGAAAGUCAACUUUCUGCAAGUGGAGACAUGACUAAAUUUCCAGAUGUUAGCAUGACAUAUGCCUCUUCCAGGUUUUCAGAUUCAGGUGUAGAAAGUGAACCAAGUUCUUUUGCAACUCACCCCAACCCUGAUCAGGUUUUUGAAAAUGUUCAAGGGCAAAGUGCAUACAAUGGUGAGAGGGUAUUUCCUCAGCUUUUACUAAAACCAGACUGUGCUAUAAAAAACGCAAUAGAAGGACAUUGCACUGAGAGUACUAGCGCUGUAAGUGAAAUACAGUCAUCCCUGACAUCCAUAAAUUCUCUGCCUUCAGAUGAUGAUGAGCUGUCACCUGAUGAGAAUUCAAAGAUAUCUAUUGUACCUGAAUGCCAGCUAAGUGACAGUAGAACAGUAUUGGAUCUUGGAGCAAUUGACUUGCCAAAAUGUGGUGACAGUAAAAAAUCUAACACCGAUUUGCAGCAACAGUGUGUUGUAUUUCCAGGGUACUUGGAUAACAAAACUCGGUCUAUACAUUCCUCGCUCUCAGGAACAAAAGAUCUUUUACACUUAGUUGUUUCAGAUGGGGGUAUGUCUCCUGAUGUGAAAAGUUACAGCUCACAGGCAGACCUUGGAACAACCUACAAGGACUCUCAGGACCUUGAAAGGCAUCUUAAUGCCACAGAAGCAGCAGUUAAAUUGCAUUUGGAAAUUACUUGUAUGGGUGAGCCAUCUGUUGUUUCACGUUCUUCAUCUGUAAAUGCAGUGUAUGAGGUUGAAAAAAAUGAAGGAAAACAUAACGAGCCUUUAGAACUAAAGGAGACAACUGAAGAACUGCCAGUAGCUAAAAGUGAAACUGGUACAGAUAAUCCUUCUCCAACAAGUAGUACUGACAUGGUAAAGCAAGGGCUUGUUGAAAACUAUUUUGGCUCUCGAAGCAGCACAGAUGUUUCAGAUAUUUGGCCUAUGGACAACAGCAAUCCUGUUAGCCCUCAAAAGGAAACAUAUGAAAAACAAAUUAUUUGCUCUUCCCAACAAGAUGAAGAAGAGGAGGAGGAUCAAGAAAUGAUUGAAAACGGGUAUUAUGAAGAAACAGACUAUAGUAUAUUAGAUGGAGCUUCCAGUGCUGACCAGGAUCAUGGCUCAGCAGAAGAGAGAGCCCUGAGAUCAGAAAGGGUUGAUAGUGGGCAUCUGCGAGAUGGAAUGACUGUCCCUCCUGUCUGCACUCCUGGUUGUCUGUCUUUUCCUUCUUCUCUGAGAGACUCUCCUUGCAGUGUUAUCUGUUCCUCAAGGAACAAAUCUGAUGCGAUUACACAACAGCCAGGCAGCACGUCCUACAGCUCAGCUUCAUCUGUUUCCUGGUAUGAAAGCUCCCCAAAACCUCAAAUGUUAGCUUUCCUACAGGCUAAAGAAGAAUUGAAGCAACUUAACCUUCCUGGAUUUAUGUAUAGUGAUGUUUUGAAACUGGCUUCUUCAAUACCUUAUUUCAGUAUGGAAGAGGAUGACUGUUCAGAAGAAGGAAUACAUCUUAUAGUCUGUGUCCAUGGCCUAGAUGGUAACAGCGCGGAUCUAAGAUUAGUGAAGACUUACAUUGAGCUAGGGCUGCCUGGAGGGAGAAUAGAUUUUCUUAUGUCCGAAAGGAAUCAGAAUGAUACCUUUGCUGAUUUUGAUUCCAUGACAGAUCGCCUUUUAGAUGAAAUUAUACAGUAUAUACAAAUUUAUAAUCUAACCCUUUCAAAAAUCAGCUUUAUUGGACACUCACUGGGUAAUUUAAUAAUCCGUUCAGUGCUCACAAGACCUCGAUUUAAAUAUUACCUCAAUAAACUUCAUACCUUCCUGUCUCUCUCUGGACCACAUCUUGGUACCCUCUACAACAGCAGUGCUCUUGUUAAUACCGGACUGUGGUUUAUGCAGAAGUGGAAGAAGUCUGGUUCUUUAUUGCAAUUGACGUGUCGAGACCAUUCAGAUCCACGACAAACAUUCUUAUACAAACUUAGUAAAAAAGCAG
Molecule: messenger RNA, 3151 nt
Organism: Phaethon lepturus (White-tailed tropicbird)
Lineage: Eukaryota; Metazoa; Chordata; Aves; Phaethontiformes; Phaethontidae
Gene: FAM135A
Product: family with sequence similarity 135, member A
Exons: 8
Source: RefSeq, a predicted model, not a curated record